UAUACUCCUCCUUUUCUGCCCUCCAUCGCUCCAUUCUUUUCCUCUCCUCUCAUUGUCUGUCCCUCUCCAUCUAUCCCCUCUAUUGCCUCAUUCAUUAUUCCCUGACAUUCCCCAUUCCCUGACAUUCCCUUCUCCCUGCAGUUACCUCUCCUGUCACUUCCCUCCUUUUCCUCCUAUUAUCUCCUAUUCUCCCGAUUGAUAUCGCUCCUGUCUGUAUUUCCCUCUCUCCCCUCACUCCAUCCUUCAGCAUCCUUCUCUAUUCCCUGUACAUUCCCUUUGCUCCCUCCUUAUCCUUGUAGGCUGUGUUCAGGGAGGGAAAGGACAUGUCUGCCAGCUGUCUCUCCUCCCUAUGAUCUGACACCCCGAAGCGUGAUAGGGAGAGAGAGAAUAUCUGCACGAUGCCAGCAGGUUAUGUCGGAGUGCCACACAUGGCAGCACAUGAGACUGAGAUUAAGAGCAGCACCUCGAUCAUCCCAUGUUUCCUGUUCGUGGAGCUUGUUCUUAUGGCCGGCACGGUGAUCCUCUCCUACCACUUUGAGUACACAGACACGUUCCCCAUCCACUCCCAGGGAUUCUUCUGCUACGAUAGCACCUUGUCCAAGCCUUAUCCGGGCCCUGAGAGCGCCAGCCGGGCCCCACCGCGACUUCUGUACCCGCUGAUCACUGUGCUGCCUGUCCUUACGGUACUGCUGGGAGAGGUGACUACAGUCCUGAUCAAUCCGCGCUGGAGCAGCAGAGAGAGGAUCAUUUCCUGUGGAGACUGCUGUUUCUUCAACCCUCUGCUGCGCCGUGUAGUCAGGAUCCUGGGACUAUUCUCAUUUGGUCUCUUUUGCACGGUCAUCUUUGCCGGAGCAGUUCAGACAGUCACUGGGAAUCAGACCCCUCAUUUCCUGUCCGUGUGUCGCCCUAACUACACUGUUCUGGGCUGUGUGUCCCAUACUCAGUAUAUAUCCUCAUAUGCCUGCACUGGGGACCCUGAUCUCAUCAACGAGGCCCGAAAAGCAUUCCCCUCCAAAGCUGCAGCCCUGGGCUGGUACUCUGCUGUGUAUACAACGAUGUACGUCACCCUCGUUCUGAAAGUAAAAGGUUCCCGGCUGGUGAAGCCCUCCCUGUGCCUGGCGCUUCUGUCCCCCUCAUGGCUCCUCUGUCUGCUACGUGUGGCUGAAUACCGGAACCACUGGAGAGACGUUCUUGCCGGCACUAUUACUGGAUCGGCCAUUGCCAUUUUCCUGGUGACCUGUGUGCUGAAUAAUUUUGGGAGCUCAGCACCAGAAGAGGGAGACUUCCACCAAAAAGAGAUGGAAGGAGUCCCUGUGUCUGAGAACCCUCUUCCGCCAGCAUGUGAUAAGAUCCCGGGAAUGCACCCCCAGAUGUCACCUGACCCUCCUCCAUGCCUCAUUCCUGUCACCCCAGAUGUUCUGAUACCCUCCAACUGUAUGACCAGCCAAGUAUGAGACCCCGGCAGAGAUCUGGGCCCGGAUGGUGCUGAGGUUCAUAGCUGGUGGACCCUGGCUGGUACAUGGCAGCAGGAACGUCCAACAUGCAUGUCAGAGAAUGAACUGCACCCUGUAUCUCCACUCUGACACCUGUAAUAUAACACACAAUGUUUUGUAGAUUUUCAAACCGAGUUUCAGAUUUCUCAAAUCAAAAUGAGCCCCCAAUCUUAAGUACGUCACUUGCCAUGUGCCAUUGCAGUAUUAAAGGAAACAUACCCUACUUUUUUUUAUAAAAGAAUGUUGCUUAAAUCAUUUAGGCUCACAGCACGAUGCAAAGGAAUCACAAAGUCUACGACAUUUGCACAUUUGCAUAGAACCCAUAAAAAUCGUGGCAUAACAAAUCUCCCAGCACUAGGAAGAUUUUAUAUCGCCCACUCUGGUGGAAUGUCCAGGAGACUCCUGAAUUUGGAGGGAGAAUAGGUGAUUGUCCAGGAGAGUGCUUCCCUGCUGCAAAGUAGGUGGAGACAUGGAGAAAAUCACAAGUGAGCUCCACCCUCCUCCUUUCUUAUGGCGCCCAUACAUCAGCAAUCCAUUGGGGCAAUUCUGUCUUUUGCAGAUGAUUGUGUAAAAUAAAUCAACAAUGUAUGAGAUUCAUCAAUCUCCAAUUCCACAGAAAAAGUGAUCAGAAUCAGCGAAUCACCGACCAGUCGGGACUGUAGAUUGUACUGUAACAAUCAGCCGAUUUGCAGACCAUUACUAGUAUUUUACUAGUAAAAAGGGCAUCUUCAUGAUUUGCAGAUCUGCUCUAUGGAGCUCAUAUUUACAAUAGUUACUACCUAUGCCAGUGGUUCUCAAACUGUUUGCCGUGGUACCUUGGAGUGCCUCGGGACACUUGCAGGGGUGCCCUGGGUUGGUGGUCCAGGACCAACUCAAAAUAUUUAUGGUCAAUAUAAUAGGCAAAACCAGCGCUGGUGGCUGCCAGUCAUAAAAUACUUGGACAAGCAGAAGCAAAUCUUGUUCCUCACCACACAAUUGAACCUAAGGAUGACAUACAAACACAAUUUACAAUCUCUCAAUAAGAAACUUUUGGCCUAGGGGUGCCGUGAAAAGAAUUCUGAUACUCUAGGGUGCCGUAACUCAAAAAGUUUGAGAACCACUGACCUAUGCGCAUCACUGUAUCACUUAUAGGAAGGGGAGGAAGGGGUGCAGGUGAAAGGGUGUAAAACCUAUCCACAAUUAAUGUAUGAAGCCUUAAGGAGUGGUCCCAGGCUCAUGUGUCUGAUUGCACCAAUGGCUAUUACUGUUUGGAAGGAAAGAGUGUAAAGGGGGGUACACAUGGAGAGAUCCGUGUUUAAAAUCUAAGCAAUCUGACUUGAUUGCUUAGAUUUUAAGCACGGAUCUGCCGUGUGCAUGCCCGCCAGCGAUAGCAAUGCGCGGCCCCACACAUCGCUAUCGCCGGUGCAGGCUCAAUCUAGUGGGUCGCUCACUUCAGCGCUGUGUGAAGUGAGCGCCCCCCCCCCCCCGCCCCCCUCGCUCAGCACACAAUACGCUGUUAAGUCCUUGAUUACUAGCUGUAGACAGAACGGUGCCAUGUUUUCACUAAUGCUUCUCCGUCCAUGUAUCUACCUUUAUUCUGUCCUGUGAUACAGACUCUUUCUAUCAGCUGAGAUGAAUAUAAGUGGAGCAAGGAUUCUUUUGGACAAUUUUGGGCGGUUUAGUAAAAAAGAUGGGAAGCAGUGGCAGAUGCAGAGAUGAAAUUGCAGUGCCAUCCAGAAUUCAAGUAGGGGAGCCACACCAACUGCCAGUGAGUCCCGGCUGGUGAUGUUCGGCACUGCAUUGGGUGGCAGUUGGUGUGUCGCCUCUAUUUGGAUUUUGGACCCCACCUCUGGAGUACCAGCCAAUCAGCUCCUAACUGCAAUGUUGCAGGCUGGGUUUGAAAAAUGACAGUUAGAAGCUGAUUGGCUGGUACUUUGGGGUCUAUUUACUAAGCCUUGGAUGGAGAUAAAGUGCCAGCCAAUUGGCUCCUAACUGCUAUGCCACGGACUGUGUUUGAAAAAUGACUGUUAGGAGCUGAUUGGCUGGUGCUUUAUCUCCAGUGACUUUAUCUCCGUCCAAGGCUUGGUAAAUAGACCCCUAAAUCUCUCCACCCACUUUAUCUACAUCCAAGGCUUAGUAAAUAGACCCCAAUUAUCCCACUUUAUCUCCAUCAAGGCUUAGUAAAUAGACCCCAAAUUAUCCCACUUUAUCUCCAUCCAAGGCUUAGUAAAUAGACCCCAAUUAUCCCACUUUAUCUCCAUCAAGGCUUAGUAAAUAGGCCCCCUCCUCACACACAGUCAUGUUAACUGUACGCGUUUUACAACCAUCCUAACACCUGAAAAACGCGUGUUUGAAAAAUACUGCCCAGUUUCCCUAUAUGUAUUGGCGUUUUUACUAGUGUUUGGAUGCAUUGAAGUGGUAAGCACUUAUUCCCAUCCACUCGCAGUUGCUGCUGGUAGUGGCUGUGAUGAAGGCUAAGCGCACAGUAUUGCGGAAUAUGAUUGCCGGUUCCUAGGACUGUAACAUGGAUGUGACAUGGAUGCAGGAAGGACAAUGAGGAGCGCUCACAAAUAAACAUUUCAGCUCUGCAGAUUGAGUCUGUCUAACUGUUCCGUAGACAUAGAAUCUGCAUCAUACUUGCCUACCCUCCCGGAAUGGGCGGGAGGCUCCCGAAAUUCGGGUGACCCUCCCAGCCCCCCGGAAGAGCAGGCAAGUCUCCCGAUAUCAGGGGUCACCCCCUGCCCGGCCGCCUACUUAACGAGGAAAGUGGGCGGUCCAGGCAGGCCAUGACGCGAUUCUUGUUGAAUCGCGUCAUCAUAGCCACGCCCCCUGCCGUAUAAUGCCGGUAAUAGCAGCAUUACACAGCAGGGGGCGUGGCUUACAUGACGCGUCCAUCAGCCACGCCCCCGUUCUGCCUCUGGCCCGCCCCCCUCAGCACGUCACUCUCCCGGAGAGGGCAGCCCAAAAGUCAGCAAGUAUGAUCUGCAUACAUCAUAGUCAGUUAUCCGGAUCGUUCCUCAUUCUCUCACUCAGGAGAACUGAUUACUGUGCUGCCAUCAGUUCUCUGUCCAGAGGAAUCGCAGCUGAGACGCACAUCUUCAUACUGUAGGCUAGAAUUCCCCUUUCAGGUAUAUUAUUAGUGAUCCUUACGCCAGGCCAUUUUGGGACCUGUAUGAGCGCCGCUGUUGUAGUUGUUCCGUCCUCUUAGUCCUCUGCUUCGUAUUAUUUAUACAUUUUUAUGUGAGUGUUACACAAUGAUGGCUUCUAUUAAAAUUGAUACUGUCUUGUAA
Molecule: messenger RNA, 4762 nt
Organism: Pseudophryne corroboree (corroboree frog)
Lineage: Eukaryota; Metazoa; Chordata; Amphibia; Anura; Myobatrachidae
Gene: PLPPR2
Product: phospholipid phosphatase related 2
Exons: 8
Coding region: 399-1454 (351 amino acids)
Biological process (GO): phospholipid metabolic process; signal transduction; phospholipid dephosphorylation
Cellular component (GO): plasma membrane
Molecular function (GO): phosphatidate phosphatase activity
Source: RefSeq, a predicted model, not a curated record